AUGAAGCGGCGAUUGGACGAGCAGGAGUCACCCGUGUAUGCGUCGCAGCAGAGACGUAUCACCAGCAGCACCGAAGCUUUUCCACACCAGCACCGCGUGCUUGCCCCGGCACCGCCGGUGUAUGAGGCCGUUUCGGAGACCAUGCAGUCGGCCACGGGGAUUCAGUACUCGGUAACUCCCAGCUACCAGGUGUGUGCGCUCGCCCCUUGGCCGCAUCUUGGCUGCGGAGGGAUGUUCACGCUGACAGUAGCAGCCGCAGAGCUGAAGAGCCUGCAGGCAGACACUUGCAGGGACUGGAAGACGACGGUCUGGGCCGUGCCGGUGCAGGGCCAGCAGCAGUUCCAGAGGCUCAAGGUGGAGGAUGCCUUGUCUUACCUGGACCAGGUGAAGCUGCAGUUCGGUAGCCAGCCACAGGUCUACAAUGACUUCUUGGAUAUUAUGAAGGAAUUUAAAUCUCAAAGUAUUGACACUCCAGGAGUGAUCAGCCGCGUGUCGCAGCUCUUCAAGGGCCACCCAGACUUGAUCAUGGGUUUCAACACCUUCUUGCCACCUGGUUACAAGAUUGAGGUGCAGACAAAUGAUAUGGUGAAUGUGACAACGCCAGGGCAGGUUCACCAGACCCCGGCUGCCCCCCCCCGCCCCCCGCCCCAGCCACAGCAUCAGUCGCAGCCUUCGGCGCAAUCGACCCCGACACCAGCACAGCCAGCGCCGCAGCCUCCGCCUGCCAAAAUCAGUAAGCCGUCGCAGCUGCAGGCACACACCCCCACCAGCCAGCAGACUCCCCCGAUUCCACCAUACGCAUCACCGCGCUCGCCACCGGUCCAACCUCAUACGCCUGUGACAAUCUCUCUGGGAACCACACCAUCCCUGCAGAACAAUCAACCCGUUGAGUUUAACCAUGCCAUCAACUAUGUCAACAAGAUCAAGAAUCGGUUCCAGGGACAGCCAGACAUCUACAAAGCCUUCCUGGAGAUCCUCCAUACGUAUCAGAAAGAGCAGCGCAACGCCAAGGAGGCAGGAGGGAACUACACGCCAGCUUUGACCGAGCAGGAGGUGUAUGCGCAGGUGGCUCGCCUCUUCAAGAACCAGGAGGAUCUGCUCUCGGAGUUCGGGCAGUUCCUGCCCGAUGCCAACAGCUCUGUGCUGUUAAGUAAGACAACUGCAGAGAAAGUGGAAUCGGUAAGAAAUGAUCACGGUGGCACGGUGAAGAAGCCACAGCUCAACAACAAACAGCAAAGACCCAACCAGAAUGGCUGUCAGAUCCGACGGCACUCGGCAACUGGAGCAACCCCUCCGGUGAAGAAGAAACUGAAGCUGCUUGGUUUAAAAGACCAGUCUUUGGUGGAAGCCAGCAAACAUGGUGUGGGGACAGAAUCUCUCUUCUUUGAGAAGGUCCGCAAAGCUCUACGGAGCACAGAAGCAUACGAAAACUUUCUUCGCUGCCUGGUUAUUUUCAACCAGGAGGUGAUCUCCCGGGCUGAGCUCGUGCAGCUCGUUUCUCCAUUCCUGGGGAAAUUCCCAGAAUUGUUCACUUGGUUUAAAAACUUUCUGGGGUAUAAAGAGUCUGUUCACAUGGAGACAUACCCGAAGGAACGGGCUACCGAGGGGAUUGCCAUGGAGAUAGACUAUGCCUCCUGCAAAAGGCUGGGCUCCAGCUACCGAGCCUUACCCAAGAGCUACCAGCAACCCAAGUGCACGGGGCGGACUCCGCUGUGUAAAGAGGUUUUGAAUGACACCUGGGUCUCCUUCCCGUCCUGGUCCGAAGACUCCACGUUCGUGAGCUCCAAGAAGACGCAAUACGAAGAGCACAUCUACAGGUGUGAGGAUGAGCGUUUCGAGCUGGAUGUUGUCUUGGAGACCAACCUGGCAACGAUCCGCGUCCUUGAGGCAAUCCAAAAGAAACUCUCGCGCUUGUCUGCCGAGGAGCAGGCCAAAUUCCGGCUGGACAACACUCUGGGUGGCACUUCGGAGGUGAUCCACCGCAAGGCUCUCCAGAGGAUAUAUGCUGACAAAGCAGCCGACAUCAUUGAUGGACUUCGGAAGAACCCAUCCGUGGCUGUUCCCAUUGUCCUGAAAAGGUUAAAGAUGAAAGAGGAAGAGUGGCGAGAAGCCCAGAGAGGAUUCAAUAAAGUCUGGCGAGAGCAGAAUGAGAAGUAUUACCUGAAAUCCUUGGACCACCAGGGCAUCAACUUCAAGCAGAAUGAUACCAAGGUCCUGAGGUCAAAGAGUCUCCUCAACGAGAUUGAAAGCAUCUAUGAUGAGAGGCAAGAGCAGGCUUCAGAAGACAAUGCUGGAGUCCCCACAGGCCCACACCUAUCGCUAGCCUAUGAAGACAAGCAGAUCCUGGAGGACGCUGCCUCUCUCAUCAUCCACCAUGUGAAGCGGCAGACGGGAAUCCAGAAAGAGGACAAGUACAAAAUCAAGCAGAUCAUGUAUCACUUCAUUCCAGACCUGCUGUUCGCUCAGCGAGGUGAACUCUCGGAUGUGGAAGAGGAGGAAGAAGAGGAAAUGGAUGUGGAUGAAUCUACUGGGGCUGCGAAAAAGCACAACGGUGUUGGGGGUAGUCCUCCCAAAACCAAGCUGAUGUUCAACAACACGACGGCCCAGAAGCUGCGGGGCAUGGAUGAGGUCUACAAUCUCUUCUACGUGAACAGCAACUGGUACAUAUUCAUGCGGCUGCAUCAGAUCCUGUGCUCGCGGCUGCUGCGGAUCUGCACCCAGGCCGAGCGGCAGAUCGAAGAGGAGACACGGGAGAGGGAGUGGGAGAGGGAAGUGCUGGGCAUAAAGCGAGACAAGAGCGACAGUCCUGCCAUCCAGCUACGACUGAAGGAGCCUAUGGACAUCGAUGUUGAGGAUUAUUACCCAGCCUUCCUGGACAUGGUGCGCAAUCUCCUGGAUGGGAACAUGGACUCGUCGCAGUACGAGGACUCCUUGCGCGAGAUGUUCACCAUCCACGCCUACAUCGCCUUCACCAUGGACAAGCUGAUCCAGAGCAUUGUUCGACAGCUGCAGCACAUUGUGAGCGAUGAGAUCUGCGUGCAGGUAACAGACCUCUACCUGUCGGAGAACAACAAUGGCGCAACAGGAGGUCUCCUCGCUUCCCAGUCUUCUCGUACCCUUCUAGAGGCCGCGUACCAGCGCAAAGCCGAGCAGCUUAUGUCAGAGGAGAACUGUUUCAAGCUGAUGUUCAUUCAGAGCAGAGGUCAAGUUCAGCUAACCAUUGAGCUGCUGGACACAGAAGAGGAGAACUCCGAUGACCCUGUCGAAGCAGAGCGCUGGUCGGACUACGUGGAGCGGUACGUCAACUCUGAUUCUACCUCCCCUGAGCUCCGGGAGCACCUGGCCCAGAAACCGGUCUUCCUGCCAAGGAAUCUGAGGCGGAUCCGUAAGUGUCAGCGUGGUCGGGAGCAGCAGGAGAAGGAAGGGAAGGAGGGAAACAGUAAGAAGUCCAUGGAGAGCGUGGAGAGCUUGGACAAGCUGGAGUGUAAAUUCAAGCUGAACUCCUAUAAGAUGGUGUACGUGAUCAAAUCGGAGGACUACAUGUACAGGAGGACUGCUCUGCUGCGAGCUCAGCAGUCCCACGAAAGAGUCAGCAAGCGGCUGCACCAGCGGUUCCAGGCCUGGGUGGACAAAUGGACCAAGGAGCACGUGCCCCGCGAGAUGGCAGCCGAGACAAACAAGUGGCUGAUGGGCGAAGGGUUGGAGGGCUUGGUGCCCUGCACCACCACGUGUGACACAGAGACCCUGCACUUUGUGAGCAUUAACAAGUACCGCGUCAAAUACGGCACGAUAUUCAAGACGCCGUAA
Molecule: messenger RNA, 3807 nt
Organism: Opisthocomus hoazin
Lineage: Eukaryota; Metazoa; Chordata; Aves; Opisthocomiformes; Opisthocomidae
Source: RefSeq, a predicted model, not a curated record